AUGCGACGAGGAAUUCAAACUGAUUAUCGAUUGAAAUAUUCAGCAGCUUCGCCAAAAUUGUUUCAUAUAGUUUUGAUGACCAUUUACCAGGACGAUAUGAACGUAGUUUUUAACUCAAUUGAUUCUUUGUCUCGACAAACUGAAGCAAAACGAAUCAUUAUGGUCAUUGCAUAUGAAUCGCGUACGCCGGAUCGUGAACAACGCCAAGCUAGUUUGGAAGAAAGAUAUAGAAAUUCUUUCGCUAAUUUACUAUUUACCAUUCAUCCAGUUCUUGAUCACGAAAUUGCAUCUCAUGCAGCGAACUGUAACUGGUCAUUGAGAGAGGUCGUCAAAUUAUUGUUUAUCGACGAAGGUCAUACCAAUGCCAAAGAAUUUACAGUUACAACAACCGAUUGUGAUUGUCUUUUCCACGAGAAGUAUUUUGAAGCAUUAUCAGCCGAUUAUUUACAAAUGUUAGAAAAAAACGAUUGGUAUGCACAUCAUACAAUAUGGCAACCACCUCUUUUUUAUAACUGGAAUUUAGAUAAAUCUUCAUUCAUAACAAGAGUUACUGGUUUAGUACGAUCAAUAAUGACAAUGGGCAUGUUGAUUCCAUAUAAUAUCAAUCCUAUGUCAACGUUUUCAUUUUCAUUAACACUUGCAAUAAGAAGCGAGUACUGGCAUCCUCAAAUGUUUGUUGAUGAUGUUGGAUUUCUUAUAACAUCGAUGUCAGCUACAGGAGAACGGAUAAGAGUUCGUGGUUUGCCUGUACCCGUUCGAUCUGGACCAACAUCAGGAGAAACAUGGUCGAAGGAUAUUAAAGAAUGGUUCAUACAAGUUCGAAGAUGGGGUCUAGGUAUAUCAACAUUUUUCUCGUUUGUUAAUUUAUGUAAUUCAUUUCGGAUGUACAUAUAA
Messenger RNA from Rotaria sp. Silwood2, 894 nucleotides. The record is from the annotation of a GenBank genome assembly. Lineage: Eukaryota; Metazoa; Rotifera; Eurotatoria; Philodinida; Philodinidae.